Molecule: messenger RNA, 951 nt
Organism: Penicillium daleae
Lineage: Eukaryota; Fungi; Ascomycota; Eurotiomycetes; Eurotiales; Aspergillaceae
Product: SDR family NAD(P)-dependent oxidoreductase
Exons: 4
Coding region: 1-951 (316 amino acids)
Molecular function (GO): oxidoreductase activity
Source: RefSeq, a predicted model, not a curated record
AUGUCUUCCGCAGCAGCAGCUCGGCAACGUCUUCAGGCCCUCAGUAAGCAGCUGGUCGAGGGUAUUCCCGACGAGGGUAGCUUUGAAGGAAUCCCCAGAAUUCGCCAUGUUGCUUCAGACUCGGCUGGACCCCGGACCAAGGACAAGGUCGUAAUUGUAACCGGAGCAAACUCACCUAAUGGCAUCGGCCGCGCAAGUGCCCACCAAUUCGCAAACAACGGCGCCAAAGCCGUCUAUAUCUGCGAUUAUAACGACUCGCACCUUGCCACGCAUAAGCGGGAGAUGGAGUCUCUCUACCCCGGCGUCGAUGUCCAUGUUCGGCAAUUCGAUGCUGGUGAAGAAAAGGCCGUUAUAGCAGUCAUUGAUGAUGCGAUAGCCAAGUAUGGCCGGCUAGAUAUUUUCUUUGCCAAUGCAGGCAUUGUCGGUCAACCCAAGAUCUUCACUGAGAUUGAUGGUGACGGGUUCAUGAAGACGAUGCGAACGAAUGCCCUUGGUGUCUUCCUAGCUGCAAAGCACGCUGCCCCGGCUAUGAAGGUGACCUCCGAGGCCAAGCCAUACCCCAGCGGCUCCAUCAUCUGCACUGCCUCAGUUGCAGGACUCCGCUCCAAUGCCGGUUCAACCGAUUACUCUGCCUCCAAGGCCGCGGUCGUAUCCAUUGCCCAAACUGUCUCCUACCAGCUUGCCGGUACGGGUAUCCGCAUCAACGCUAUCUGCCCCGGCCUCAUUGAGACGGGUAUGACGCAGGCAGUCUUUGACAGUGCCCGUAAGCGUGGCACCGAGCGCAAGAUUGGCCAGCUGAACCCCCUGCAGCGCGGUGCUGUUGCUGAUGAGGUUGCUCGUGUGGCAUUGUUCCUCGGCAGUGAUGAGAGCAGCUAUGUCAAUGGGCAGGCGUGGGCUGUCUGCGGUGGCUUGAGUGCUGGACAUCCGGUGGUUCCUGGAAAGCUUGCAUAA